Molecule: messenger RNA, 766 nt
Organism: Gadus chalcogrammus (walleye pollock)
Lineage: Eukaryota; Metazoa; Chordata; Actinopteri; Gadiformes; Gadidae
Product: tissue alpha-L-fucosidase-like
Exons: 4
Coding region: 66-677 (203 amino acids)
Biological process (GO): glycoside catabolic process; fucose metabolic process
Cellular component (GO): lysosome
Molecular function (GO): alpha-L-fucosidase activity
Source: RefSeq, a predicted model, not a curated record
ACCUGGUGGGAGAACUGGCUGCAGCGGUCAGGAAGAAGAAUUUGCACUUUGGAUUGUACCAUUCUAUGUUUGAAUGGUUCAACCCACUUUACCUGGCUGACACAGCUUCCGGCUUCAAGAACCAGGACUUUGUGUUUGGCAAGGCGCUCCCAGAGCUGGUACAGCUGGUGAAAAAUUACAAGCCGGAUCUGAUCUGGUCGGACGGGGACUGGACUGCACCGGACACCUACUGGAACUCCACCGAGUUCCUGGCCUGGCUCUACAACGACAGCCCGGUCAAGGAUGUGGUGGUGACCAAUGACAGGUGGGGUAAGGGCUGCUACUGCAAGCAUGGCGGUUACUACAACUGCGCCGACCGCUACUCGCCCACCGAAGUGCCCACCCACAAGUGGGAGAAGUGCCAGACCAUCGACAGCCUGUCCUGGGGCUACCGCAGAUACAUGAAGGCCACGGAACUGCUCACCCUGCCCAACAUCCUGAAGGACAUGAUGUACGUGGUGGCCUUCGGUGGGAACUACCUGCUGAACAUCGGACCCAUGAGCGACGGCAUGAUCCCCCCGGUGUUCGAGGAGAGGCUGCGGGACAUCGGCAGCUGGCUGAAGAUUAACGGGGAGGCGGUGUACGGCUCCAAGGCCUGGAGGAACCAGACCGAGCCGGCGGUCGUCCCCCUCUUGUGAGUCCGUCGCUGAGUGGGAGAAGGCGGAGUUAGUUAUUGUGGGUUAUAUGAGGCUACCUUCAUGACUCUUUCAGGCCAACACAUAGCCCA